AUGAGGUUCAUCCGGAUCUCUGUUCCUGUUCCUGUCGUCUCUUUAGUCUGGUCUUCGUGUGGAUUGUUCGUGUUGGAUGUCGUCGUGUCUUCUUCGUGCCUGCACCGGAUUCACGCCAUCACCACGGGACUUCACUCCACGCUGUCACCAGCCAUCUUGCCCCUGCAUCACCCAGCCGAGAGCCUUCAUCACCGUCACUGUAACUAUCGGACCAAAAUGGAAGCAGCAGGCACCUCACAACCCACGAUGGAGGAUUAUCUUCAGGAUUGUAUCUCUCGGCUGGAGAAACAGGAAAAGAGCACGAGCGAUUCCGGUCAGGCUAUCCGUGCUCUUGUGGUGCAGGUGUCCGAGCUGACCCAGCGUAUGCAACAGUUGCAACUUCCCGCUGCGCCAGUCACGCCGCCCACGCCGCCCGCCCCUCUCGCAGCACCCGGACCAUCUGCUGCGGCUCAACAGCUGGAGCCCCGCCUUCCCCCGCCGGAGGUCUAUAGUGGUGAGCCGAAUUUCUGCCGAGCUUUCCUCACUAAAUGCUCAAUGCAUUUUGCGUUACAACCUCGCACAUUCGUUAGUGAGGAAAGCAAGGUGGCGUUCGUGCUCACCCUAUUGACGGGGAGGGCGGCGCUGUGGGGCACGGCGGUGUGGGAAAAUCAAGAUCCCUGUUGUGCCUCAUUCUCGACACUCUCGGCCGAAAUGAAGAGGGUGUUUGACCGCGCGGCUUCGGGGAGGGAGGCCGCGCGGACUUUGAUGGAUCUCCGACAGGGGGAGAGAUCCGUCUCUGACUAUUCAAUCGAGUUUCGCACCCUCGCGGCAGAGUGUCAAUGGAAUGAGGAGGCGCAGUGGGAUAUGUUCCUGCAUGGGCUGGCUGAUCGCGUUCAAAAGGAGAUCUACGCCCUGGAUCUACCCGCUAACCUCAACGGACUCAUCGACCUUGCCUUGCGGCCCCCACGACGAACACGAACCCAUGCAGGUGGGUCGAGCUCGGCUUUCCCGGGAGGAGAAGGAGAGGCGGAGAUCCCGGGGCCUUUGUUUAUACUGUGGAGCUCCGGGACAUUACGCUUUCAACUGCCCGGUAAAAGGGCCAGCCCGACAGUAAAUCUGAGGCUACUGUCGGGUGGGAUCUCCGCUAAGAAGACCUCAUCCAGCGCGACCUCCAUGCUCCUUCCGGGUAGGCUAAGAUGGCAGAAUCACGAUCUUCACUGCACUGCACUUCUGGACUCCGGGGCUGAAGGUAAUUUCAUGGACUAUUCGUUUGCACGUUCCAAUCAGGUUCCCCUCAGUCCCCUCACCGACCCCAUCGCCGUCAACGCUCUCAAUGGUCAAACUCUACCCAAGAUCACAUUCGUCACUAAACCCGUUACUCUCACUGUAUCUGGCAACCACAGUGAGAGUAUCCCCUUUUACAUUCUGGACUCCCCUCUUGCACCUGUUGUUCUUGGACAUCCUUGGCUCAUCAAACACAACCCCCGGAUUGAUUGGCAGCUCCAGUCCGUGUCUGAGUGGAGCACUAAAUGUCAUGAAUCUUGUCUUGUGUCUGCUUGUCCGUCUGUUUCUGUUUCUCUGUUUCAGGAGAAGGCGGUGGAUGUGAGUAACGUGCCCGUAGAGUACCUCGACCUGAAGGAAGUGUUCAGUAAGUCUCGGGCUGCUUCUCUCCCUCCUCAUCGUCCCUAUGACUGUGCGAUAGAGUUAUUGCCAGGGUACAUCUUGUCGGCUGAGGGAAUUCGUGUGGAUCCAGCGAAGGUUCAGGCUGUGGUGGAUUGGCCAACUCCAGAUUCCCGUAAGGCCCUGCAGAGGUUUCUGGGGUUUGCCAAUUUUUACCGACGUUUCAUCCGCAAUUUCAGCCAACUAGCCGCGCCUCUGACCGCCUUAACCUCCCCCAGAACGACGUUCAGGUGGUCUGACUCAGCUGAGGCUGCGUUUCCCAAACUGAAGAGCCGCUUCGUUUCGGCUCCCAUUCUCGAGACCCCUGAUCCAUCACGUCAGUUCGUGGUGGAGGUUGACGCGUCGGAGGUGGGGGUAGGUGCGGUUCUAUCACAGCGUUCGGCCACAGACGACAAGAUGCAUCCCUGCGUUUUUUCACAUCGUCUGUCACCUGCUGAGUCAAAUUACGAUAUUGGUAAUCGAGAGCUGUUGGCAGUCAAGUUGGCAUUAGAGGAAUGGCGUCAUUGGCUGGAGGGGUCGGGGGUACCUUUCAUUGUAUGGACCGAUCAUAAAAACCUCGAAUAUAUUAAAACCGCCAAAAGAUUGAACUCUAGGCAGGCUCGGUGGGCACUUUUUUUCGGACGUUUUGACUUUACCAUUUCGUACCGUCCGGGUUCCAAGAAUGUCAAACCCGAUUCUUUGUCGCGUAUUUUUGACCACACCGAUCGCCCGUCCACUCCCGAGAGUAUUUUUCCUGAGACGCUUAUCGUUUCAACUCUCACGUGGGAGGUCGAAACGAAGGUUAAGACAGCCUUAGAAGGGGUAACGCCUCCGGUCGCUUGUCCACCGAACCGGUUAUUUGUGCCAGAGGAAUUACGGUCCGAGGUUAUUCAGUGGGGUCACUGUUCUAAUGUAGCAUGCCACCCAGGAGUCAAUCGUACCAUACAUGUGGUUAAGCAACGGUUUUGGUGGCCUCUUAUGGCUCGUGACGUUCGCAGUUUUGUUUUGGCUUGCUCAGUUUGUGCCAUUGGUAAGACAUCUAACAGACCUCCAGAUGGACUCCUUCAACCGCUGCUGGUCCCUUCGAGACCCUGGUCCCACAUUGCGCUAGAUUUUGUCACCGCCCUCCCGCCCUCUCAGGGCAACACGGUAGUUUUGACCGUGGUGGACCGGUUCUCGAAGGCGGCCCAUUUUAUUCCCUUGCCCAAAUUACCCUCAGCCAAGGAGACAGCGGUGACUGUCGUGGACCCACGUUUUUCGCUUACAUGGCCUCCUGACGGACGUGGUCUCCGACAGGGGACCCCAAUUUGUGUCCAAAUUUUGGCAAGAGUUUUGUAG
Labeo rohita (rohu) is the source of this 2976-nucleotide messenger RNA. RefSeq lists its product as uncharacterized. NCBI's taxonomy places the organism in Eukaryota, Metazoa, Chordata, Actinopteri, Cypriniformes, Cyprinidae. The record is from RefSeq and is a predicted model, not a curated record. Gene Ontology annotation, molecular function: nucleic acid binding.